Messenger RNA from Cylindrotheca closterium, 687 nucleotides. NCBI's taxonomy places the organism in Eukaryota, Bacillariophyta, Bacillariophyceae, Bacillariales, Bacillariaceae. The record is from the annotation of a GenBank genome assembly.
AUGGACUUGAUGAACCUAUCACACACCAACAAGUUCCAUAGCGUCAAACUUGAUGGGUACUGGCACAGAUUUGACGAUUCGGAUAUCCUUUGUUCUAGUGCCAAGAGAUCCCACACUCUUAUAUUGGGAAACGUUGUGAUAUCUGAUCUUGUCCUUAUUCUGCAGGACGAUCAUACAAUCCAAAAUCUAAAAACACUGGAAUAUUUUGAAGACGACGUGAACCGAGAAUCCUUUAUUAGCAAUGAAGGUGAAGGUCGACUGGUGAUGGAGACUCUUGCUGAGUCAGAGAUUCUUGCUUCGCUUGGAUUCAGAACUAUAAUGCCACCAAACAUGAACCUUGUUCAUGGUAAUGCAGAAAAAGAACAAUCUAUUUGGACGGACAGAGGUGAUGACCCGGAGGCAAAAUGGGUCAAGAAUACUACUGUGAGGGAAUUGUACUGGAGUGGAACAAACAACAAGAGGUGGGAUUGGGAAUGGCCUCCAUCAGCAGUGGUCGGCACAUUGCUUGAUGGCUUUGCCAACCUGAAAAGAUUGACUCUGAAGCAUUGCGGUUUGCACAAAUUGGACAGCUUGAUUCUGUUUCUGGCUGUGGAGGAUUGCUGUUGGGAUAUGACGAAAUAUGAGUUUUUACGUUCCAAAAGAAACUAUUCAAGUACAAGGUUUUCGACACGUGCGAUCGGGAUUUGA